Molecule: messenger RNA, 906 nt
Organism: Lactuca sativa (garden lettuce)
Lineage: Eukaryota; Viridiplantae; Streptophyta; Magnoliopsida; Asterales; Asteraceae
Product: F-box/LRR-repeat protein At5g02910
Source: RefSeq, a predicted model, not a curated record
AUGCCUCUAGAAGCGACUUACGACAUCAAUGACUAUGAGGAUAAGGAUGAAGACGAAGAUGAAUACGAUGUUUUGUAUACAUUUACACCUAAUUCGGGGUUUGUUGCAAAAUUUCUUGAGGGAAAGCAGCGGAACUUCGUUGCUGCCAUGGAAAUGGUAGAAGAAGGUCAAAAUCAACCAAAAAAUCCUACAAAACGGAUAAAGUUUGAAGAAAUCAUGGAGGAGGGGGGAGAAGAUCGAAUCAGUGCAUUGUCAGAUUGCUUUCUUUUUGAAAUCUUGUCUGGUUUACCCACAACAAAAGACCCCAUUAGAACAGGGAGUCCUGUAUUGGAAACUUUGGUAUUAGAUCGUUGCUAUGGUUUUGGUUGGUUAACGCUUAAUAUUACUUCAAAAAGUGUAAAGAAGUUGGUGUUAUUUGGAUACCAUGAACCUGAAUACGAUUAUGAAGGUCUUGAAGAUAUUCUUGACAUCAAUGCUCCUGAUGUUUUAUCACUAACAAUCAAAGGUGAUCUGGUGUUGCUGAAUCUUUUCGAGUUCAACAAUUGGAUUCGUUAUGCUGUAAGCUGUCACGUUGAAGAGAUUAACUUAAGCUUAUGCAAUACGGGAAACGGAACUGAGUUUGUAUUCGAUCAAUUUUUCUUCAUCAACACAUGUUUUACAGAUCUGAAAUUAUCAGGCUGCAUAAUCAAUCUGAUUGGGGCAAUUAGUUGGAAAAAUCUUAGGAGUUUGCGUAUUUCACAUAGGAAGUUAGAUGAAGAGUUGAUUGAAAACAUAUUAUCUGGUAGUCCUCUAUUGGAGACUUUGGUAUUGGAAUAUUGCUAUGGUUACAGGGUGCUCAAUAUUACUUCACAGAUUGUUAAGAAGUUGGUGUUAUUUGGAUACGUGGAUCUUGAUGAUCACUACUAG